ACUUCAGCUGCAUCUACUCCACUCUUUAACACAAACAUGGCCAGAAUCAUAGGUAGCAGCAGAAAAAAUGAUGAGGUGCUGAGGAUAGUGAUGGUGGGGAAGACUGGAAUUGGGAAGAGUGCCACUGGAAACACCAUUCUGGGACAAAAGUGCUUUAAAUCAAAAUGCAGUGCCACGUCUAUGACUGUAGACUGUUCCAAGGGCGAAGCUGUGGUGGAUGGACAACAGGUUGCUGUUAUCGACACCCCGGGCCUCUUUGACACCAGGUUUGACGAGGAGAAAACAUCUAAAGAUCUCCGCCUGUGCAUCUCUUAUGCUGCUCCUGGACCCCAUGUGUUCCUGGUGGUCAUCGGGGUGGGCAGAUACACUGGAGAGGAAAAGCAGACAGUGCAGAGAAUUCAAGAAAUCUUUGGCCAGACUGCAGAUAGAUACAGCAUGGUGCUCUUUACUUAUGGUGACAACCUUGAAGACUCAUCUAUUGAGGACUUCUUGGAGGGUAGCUCAGACCUGCAGGAACUUGUGGACAGAUGUAAUGGCCAGUACCAUGUCUUCAAUAAUAAGCUGAAGGAUCACUCUCAGGUCACUGAGCUGCUCCAGAAGAUCAGAAAGGUAGCCCGGAAGAACGGAGGAAGCCACUACACCAACGAGAUGUUCCAACAGGCAGAGAGGGCAGUCGAAGAGGAGCAACAACGCAUCCUGAAAGAGAAAGAAGAGCAAAUACACAAAGAGCAAGAGAAACUGGAGAGGAAAAUACAGGAAAAUUAUGAAAAAGAGAUCAAGAAAAUGAAUGACCGACUCCAGGCUGAGAGAGAGAGGGAGAAGAAAGAGAGAGAGGAGGAAAUGAAGAGGGAGAGGCAG
Messenger RNA from Anarrhichthys ocellatus (wolf-eel), 858 nucleotides. RefSeq names its product GTPase IMAP family member 4-like. Gene Ontology annotation, molecular function: GTP binding. NCBI's taxonomy places the organism in Eukaryota, Metazoa, Chordata, Actinopteri, Perciformes, Anarhichadidae. The transcript has 2 exons. The record is from RefSeq and is a predicted model, not a curated record. The annotation marks the transcript as partial.